CGGGUAUAAUCAAACCGUUAGUGGCUGUUCUAGAGGAACUUUCUUAGCAAAUACUCAGAACCGUCCUUGAAAAACAAAUAAUUUAGUGAAAAUGCGUACCUUCGGCGCUUGCUUAGUACUGGUGUUGUUCGUGGCAAUGCUGGUCGGCACCAGCGGUAAUCCCGUCGGCGAUAAUGCUGUGCUCACUUUAGAGACAGCCGAUCAACCGUUAACUUUGUCCGAUGUCAACGACCAGCAAGGACAUGAGAAUGAAGGCGAUCGCUUGGUCCGGGACUACGGAGGCCACCAUGAUGGGCAUCAUGAAAAGCAUCAUGACAAGCAUCAUGAUGGGCAUUAUGAAAAGCAUCAUGAAGGGCAUCCUGAAAAGCAUCAUGAAGGUCAUUAUGAAAAGCAUCAUGGUGGACAUCAUGGUUAAAGUGACUACAAAUUAAAAAAACAUACAUAUAUUUAUCUUUAUUUUGAAUUGUGAAAGUAAACAUUUGAUUUAACAAAUUAUUGAAAUAAAACUAAAAAAAUCUUGCAAGAAU
Molecule: messenger RNA, 527 nt
Organism: Bactrocera dorsalis (oriental fruit fly)
Lineage: Eukaryota; Metazoa; Arthropoda; Insecta; Diptera; Tephritidae
Product: histidine-rich glycoprotein-like
Exons: 1
Coding region: 92-415 (107 amino acids)
Source: RefSeq, a predicted model, not a curated record